AUGUUUUCGGCUAGGCGAAAUAUGGGUGCUGGUAGUAUAAUGAUAUGGGCGGCCUUUCGUCCCAAUGGAACAAGCGAUAUUUGCUUUAUUGACACCAGAUUGAAUGCAAACGGGUAUCGAAAGGUAUUAGAAAAUCAUUUGGUGAAUAUUGGCACCACGUUUGGCGUAGAUGAUUGGCUUUUCCAGCAAGAUAAUGCCCCAAUUCAUCAAGCAAAGGCUAAUUUACCAUGGUUCAGAGCCAAAAAAAUUAAAUUAUUAGAGUUUCGCCAGAAUUAA
Messenger RNA from Didymodactylos carnosus, 276 nucleotides. The record is from the annotation of a GenBank genome assembly. Lineage: Eukaryota; Metazoa; Rotifera; Eurotatoria; Philodinida; Philodinidae.